Molecule: messenger RNA, 618 nt
Organism: Anthostomella pinea
Lineage: Eukaryota; Fungi; Ascomycota; Sordariomycetes; Xylariales; Xylariaceae
Source: the annotation of a GenBank genome assembly
AUGCCUGCACAGACCGAGUCUUCCACGACGCUCAAGCAAGCUGAGGUCGAGGCAAUCAUCCAGCACGCUUCUAAUGGCGAGCUGGAAGCUAUGCAGAGAAAGAUCAGAGAUGCGGCCGAGAACCUCAACACGUCCGUCUUUUCCAUGAUCACCAACCACGUCGUUGACGCUGGUGGCCAGACCGUCAUGCACCACGCCGCCGCCAACGGCCGCACCAACAUCCUCAACUUUGUCCGCAGAAACGGCGCCUCGCGUGAGGAAAAGGACAAGCGUGGAUGGACUGCGGUCCAUACCGCGUUCGCGGAGGAGAGACUAGGUGCAGCUAUGUGGCUGAUCCAGCAGGGUGCCGACGUCGAUGCGACCACGAAUCAGGGCAACACUGCGUUGCACUUGGUCGCGAAGCGUGACUGGUUCCAAGGCUGCGAGGCGCUUCUCAAAGCCAACUGCAACGCCACCGUCCACAACAUGAACGGCGUUCAGGCUUGGCAUGUGGCCGACCUCAAUGGGAACGAUGCAGUCAGUGCGGCGCUUAUGGAGAAGGGCUUGGGAUUUAUGGUACCCUACCCCGACUACGACUGGCAUGCAAUCGAAGAUGAGACGAAUGAGUACUACGAGUAG